Prunus mume (Japanese apricot) is the source of this 2028-nucleotide messenger RNA. The record is from RefSeq and is a predicted model, not a curated record. NCBI's taxonomy places the organism in Eukaryota, Viridiplantae, Streptophyta, Magnoliopsida, Rosales, Rosaceae.
ACCACUUCAAGUCGUCGAUAUCCAUGGCUCUUGUGAGAGCAGCCGAUCCACAAACCUCCUUUGUUUCCAGUACUUCUGGAUAUUGUCGUUAUCACGUGUUCCUGAGUUUCAGAGGCCAAGACACUCGCAAGACUUUCACUGACCACCUCUACACGGCCCUUGUCAACGCUGGAUUUCGCACUUUCCGAGACUACGAUGAAGUCGAGAGAGGAGAAGGUAUCAAGCCCGAACUGCAGAAAGCAAUCAAACACUCACGAACUUCUGUCAUUGUGUUCUCCAAAGACUAUGCGUCAUCCAGAUGGUGCCUUGACGAGCUGGUGAUGAUCCUUGAACGCAAGAGAAAGACCUCAGAUGCCCAUGUCGUUUUGCCUGUCUUCUACGAUGUGUAUCCAUCCCAUGUAAAGAAGCAGACAGGAAGUCUUGCAAAGGCAUUUGCUAGACACCAAAAAACUCAACCACUGCCGAAGGUGAAGGCAUGGAGAGAGGCACUUGCAGAGGUUGCAGAUCUGGCAGGGAUGGUCUUGCAAAAUCAAGCUCAUGGGUACGAGUCGAAGUUCAUCAAGAAAAUAGUUAAAGUGAUUGGAGACAAACUAAGUCGCACACCAUUGAGUGUUUCUCCCAACUUGGUUGGAAUGCAUUCUCGAGUCGAAAGAAUUAAUUUCUGGUUACAACGGAGGUCAACUGAUGUUGGCAUACUUGUAAUCUAUGGGAUGAGUGGAAUAGGGAAAACAACCAUCGCAAAGACUGUUUACAAUUCGAACUUUAGAAUAUUUGAAGGAAGCAGCUUCCUUGAAAAUAUCAAAGAAGUUUCACAGCAACCCAAUGGCUUAGUUCAAAUACAAACACUUCUUCUUUCUGACAUUUUGAAUGGGAGAAAAAUGAAAAUAAGCAAUGUUAGUGAGGGAUUAAUUAAGAUUGAAGAUGCAAUAAGCUCUAAAAGGGUUCUUCUUGUUCUCGAUGAUGUGGAUCAUACGGACCAAUUAGAUGCAGUAUUUCAAAUGAAAGAUCAAUUUUAUCCAGGAAGUAAAAUCAUCAUAACAACUAGGCGUGCAAGAUUGCUAAAGGCUCAUCAAGUUACUGAGGUGUAUGCAGUUGAAACUUUGACUCAAGAAGAAUCAUUGGAGCUCUUUAGUUGGCACACUUUUGGCCAAGACCAUCCCAUUGAAGAUUACAUAGAAUAUUCAGAGAAGCUAGUCGAUCAUUGCGGAGGACUUCCAUUAGCUCUCAAAGUUUUAGGUUCUUCUUUGUUGGGGGAAAGUGUAUGUCUAUGGAAAAGUGCAUUGGAGAAGUUAGAAGUUAUUCCAAAUGGUGAAAUAAUAAAUAAACUAAGAGUAAGCUAUGACUCUUUGCAAGAUGACCAUGACCAAAAAUUAUUCCUCCACAUUGCUUGUUUCUUUAUCGGAAUGGACAAAGAUUACAUUGCUAAAAUACUAGAUGGAUGUGAUUUCUAUACAAUUGUUGGAAUUCAAAAUCUCAUCGAUAGAUGUUUGGUGAUUAUUGAUCGAUGGGACAAGGUGCGGAUGCACGACCUGAUUUGUGGAAUGGGAAGAGAAAUUGUUCGCCUAGAAUCAAAGGAGCCCUGGAAGCGUAGUAGAGUAUGGCAUCAUAAGGACUCUUUCAAAAUCUUGAAGGAAAAGAAUGGUACGGAAACAAUUGAAGGUCUUGUCCUGGACAUGCACAUGUACCCUACUAUAAACUCAAAUGAGAAAGUCUUGGAAACCAAUGCAUUUUCACGGAUGCAGGAACUAAAACUACUCCAUCUUAGUCAUGUAAAACUCCGCGGAUGUUACGCAAAAUUUUGUAGUGGACUAAGAUGGUUGUGUUGGCUUGAAUUUCCUUUAGAUUCUAUACCCGUCGAUUUUCCUUUGGGAAGCAUUAUUGUUCUUGAAAUGCAAUACAGCGGUCUGAGACAAGUAUUCAAGGGAACAAAACCUACCAAAUUGUAUCAAAGGAUUAGCGAGGCUCGAUAAACUCUCUUUUUCCAUGUGUACGAGUCUCAAAUCGCUUCUAGGGUUACCAAAAGUAAAC